Molecule: messenger RNA, 726 nt
Organism: Cladocopium goreaui
Lineage: Eukaryota; Dinophyceae; Suessiales; Symbiodiniaceae
Source: the annotation of a GenBank genome assembly
AUGUGGGCACCAUUCUUCGAGCUGCCCAAAGAUAUUGGCUGUGAAUGCACUGGAUCCAAUGCUCCUGCACCAGCAGAUGAGGAGGCACCCGUGCGGGCCAACGAUGUGCCUGCUCCGCCCACAAGCGACGCCAAGGUGCAAGGCUCCAGCUCCAGUUCCAGCGCAGUGACUGGUGCAGUGACUGGUGCCGGAAGCAAGCCACUGAGGCCUGGAGCUGUUGGAAUUGGCAGCCAUGCACCAGAGCUUCAAGUACAAGGCUUGCGAAUACGCGGAGGCUCCGGCCGCUGCCUAGCAUCCGUGCCGUUGGUGCAGGACCGGGCUUACUGGGAAAUCCAUGUGGUGGAGGUAGGUCAGCAAAUCGGGACACUGCUGUUGGCUGGCGUGGCAGCACAAGGACCGGAUGACCACCUGCAACAGCGGUUGGGCGCCACUGCCAGGAGCUUUGGAGUUCAGUUUGGAACCAGUGAACCAUUGAAAGUGGGAGACGUCAUCGGCAUUGCCUGCAACCAAGCGACUUUUCCAGUGUCUGUCACUGCUUGGCACAACGGUGCACCGGUGCCAGCUCCGAUGCCCAGAGGGCUGAAAGGUGAGUUGUGGCCUGCAUUGUUUGUCUCCGAUUGUGUCGUGGACUGGGCCCUUGCUGAGUCCCAUUGGAAGGAAAACACCAGCCGACCACAGGGAUUCGAAGCUCCAAUGCCCAGUCGUGGACUCAUUGGUGGCGACUGA